AUGCCUAAGGAAAAGACCACUACCCGCAAAACCAAGGCCCGCGGUGUCGAGAAGAAGAAGAAGGACCCCAAUGCGCCCAAGCGUGGUCUCUCUGCCUACAUGUUCUUCGCCAACGAGCAGCGUGAGAGCGUCCGAGAGCAGAACCCUGGUAUCUCCUUUGGCCAGGUCGGCAAGGUUCUCGGUGAGCGCUGGAAGGCCCUGAGCGACGAAGACCGCCGCCCCUACGAAGAGAAGGCCCAGGCCGACAAGAAGCGAUACGAAGACGAGAAGGCCAGCUACAACCAGGCUGCGGAAGAAGAUGAGGAAUCCGCCUAG
This is a messenger RNA of Paecilomyces variotii, 315 nucleotides long. Its product is annotated as high mobility group box domain-containing protein. NCBI's taxonomy places the organism in Eukaryota, Fungi, Ascomycota, Eurotiomycetes, Eurotiales, Thermoascaceae. The transcript has 4 exons. The record is from RefSeq and is a predicted model, not a curated record. The coding region runs from base 1 to 315 and encodes 104 amino acids.